UGCUCAGCGUCGAUGUGUACUAUGGAAGGAGGAGAUGGACGACGUCCAUAAGCGUCUGUCUGAGGAGGCGCUGUUUAAAAUAAGUUUCAGUGAUAUUCUGCGAACUUUGGAGUCGUCUUUACACCUGCCGCAAAAUGCAAUUCACAAUGCGCAACGUUUCCAGGCGCUUACCCAGCGCCUAUACCUGCGACCCGAUAUCGCAUCGCGUUGGUACCUGGAUCAGCAUGAACGUGGCUUGAUUGAUGACCAUAAGAUUAAAUCGUUUCGCGAUAUUUGCGUUAUGCUGUUAGACCGUUAUUCGGAAACAACGCCCUUUAUUAUUAAAGGAUGUUGCCAGCUGUGCCUGGUUGGCGGCGAGCUUGGCCGGCAGUCGAUGAGCAUAUCAGCCGACGCCUGUCUAAGCUCCGACCAGGAUGUGGUGAGUGUGAUUCUGGAGGUACUUACCCCGCUAAUGGAUAUGGUUGAUUCCUUCACUGUUGAACUGCAGUACAACCUGAUGACCUCACUUACUCGUUUACCUCAUAUGCAUGAAUUCGCAGGGUGCCUCCAGCCGUUCAUCCACAACAUCGUAUCGGAUGUAGUCCGUGAUCCUUGGGGAUCUGAUUAUCUGGGUCUUUUGGGUACCGCCUGCCUAGAUGAAGAUAAUUUGAUUGACCUUUUGCACUACAGGGUAUCGGAACGCGUGAUCCCCGAGCUGCGCAGGUACGAGUUGACCAUAGGCAAGCUUUAUGGCAACCCGCAACACAUCGACCGAGUAUGCAAGGUUUUACAAGUUGUAGGCCUUACCGUGAGUGGCGUACCCGGUACCCUGCUGUCGCAAUUUAUCGGGGAUAUAGUGAUCCCAAAUUUAAAGGCCCUUAUAGGUGAACGACAGGGUACGGCCAGACUUAAGGAUGGCGAGGCGCGUGUUUGCAGUGCUUUGAUAGAAUUCUGCCGCGAUGCCAUGCGCGCCAGUGACUUCACUUUUGACGAACUAUGUUUUGGUUACCACCUGUUCGACCUUUUGUUAGUCCCUGUUAAGGAGGCUGGCGCACAGCCCUUGGUUCUAGCAGCAUCACUGCGGUGUCUGGCGGUGAUACUCGGGAACCAAAGAGUUGGAGAGACCUUUGUCGCCACCUUCACCGAGGACGUUGACGUAAGCGUGCUCAUGUCGUACCUCAAGGCUGAGCGGAUACAAAAGUUAGCUGAUGAACGAAGUGAAUAUGCGCUGACCCUAGUCACCGAGCUUGCAUCGUUCAUCGCGCACGUGUUGGACCUCGUGCCACACCACCCGCGAGUUCGGCAGCUGGUGGAUAUAAUGUACGAAAAGGGGCUCCUGGCACUGGUCAUUGACUCCAUGGCACACAGUGCAGUGGAUGCCACUGUCAGGGUUGCUUUAGUACGCGCUUUGGUGCGGUUUCCACUAGACAAGAUAGAUGCGGGUGCCAUGGCCACGAUGUUAGGUAUUUUAGUACCCUCUAGUUUGCGCGACUUUGAGCCUGAGGUCUUCGGGUAUAUCGUGGAUGCGCUUCGGCAUAAGCUUGAGUUUUACGCCAUUGAGCCUAUUAUCGAACGGACAUGCUGGCUUUUAACGGAGACUUUAAAACGAUCGGAUGCACAUUUGUAUGAGCAGGUCCAUUUGAAGUGCGCGUCGCUGCUGCAUAAAGCCAGUACCAUGCCCACUGGAUGCCUGGUCAUCAGGGAUGAGUCUAAGGCAGUAAUGCUACGCAAGGCGUUGCGUUUUGAACAGGAGUUUUGCGCAUACGACCACGCUGAUAUACGCGUUGAGCUUAGUUGCGUUGGCGGUGACGUUGAAUUUAUAGCCCAGUGCAUGUUCGACACGUUCCGGGUACGCACCAACAGCCGCCAGAUAUUCCGGGUGUUCCGCGCGUUGGAAAUCGCACUCUGCGGUAGCCAGGACAUGGCUCUGGAGCAAAGCCUCCAGAGCAUAGAUUUGAUAUGUGCCGCUGAAGUGGAGGAUUUUAGCGAUACCUGCUUCCGGCCUGUGUUGUCGGUACCAGUUGAGGAUAUUAGCGACCCCGGUACUGUAUCCAGCCGUACAACGGUAUCUAUAGACGAGAUUGAUGCGCAUCGUGACCAUGAGCAGCAGGUGUUUAUACUAAAGGAGAUGCCGAAGCGUAUAGUGUCAUACCUCAGCCCGGAGUAUUCCCAUACAUUCAGUGAACGCUACCAGCGUGAGCGUUCUCGGAACGAGCAUAGUGAAUACUGGGCUGGUAUACUUAAAGGACGUAAAUUGGAUAGCGAGGCCGCUAACGAAGUGGAGACCAUUGACUGGACAAUUAAGUGUUCGAAGGUAUUCAGCGGAGAUGCCUUUGAUGACGGUCCACAGCUAGGCGACGCCAUUAUAAGCCCGAUUGACAAGCGCGCACGCAGGAUGCUAUCAUACACAAUUGGCCAGAAGCUGAGCCAAUGCCAUAACGAUAUUGCAAGCGACGACCCGUUUUAUCAGGUUCUACCCAAACAAAUGCUGCAUCGGGUGUGGAUCAACGAGUCGCGUAAGGUCAUUAACCCCUGUUUUGCUGUGUCUAGCUUUUUCCGGACUUUGUACGGGCUGAUGUCGCCCAGGACCUCACGGGUGGUGCGUGACGUUCUGCACUUACAGUUCCGCGAUCCAGAGUUUGUGCGCAGUCUCAUUAAACUUACCGCCUGUUCCUCGUUCUUGGAUGCGAAUAUUACCGCUAAACUGUUUAAGCUCGCUACCCGUGCUUUGUAUAUAGACACCUUCCUACAAGCUGAGUCAAUGGAUGCCAUAGUAGUUUAUGACGUGCUGUCCAGGUUUGCAGCUGGUCUUUGCGUGCCCUUAUCGGAUGUUACAGCCAGUGUCAGCGUGGAGUGGGUGGAUGCCGGGAUGACACAUGUACAACUAGUUAUCCUGCGUAUGAUACAAAUGCUAUCAACAUUUUGCAGGCAGCUUCCGUGGGUCAAGUUUUCUAACAUCGCAAAAAUACAGGACCAUUUCGUGGAGGAAUGUGUCAUCAGGUGCGUACCGGAGCAUGUAUUACAAUUUACACUUGGUAUUAUGUUCCAGGUAGUAGCGCUGGAAACGAGUAAUAGCGUAGGCACUUACGUGUCACAUUUGUACACCUCUCCACUACUGGAGCACAUACGAGAGGCGUGUGCUGACCUCGCAGUUGCGGUAUCAUGCUCCGCCAAGAACACACACUACAAACAUGUGCUACACGCCAUAAGUGAGCAGCGCGGGUCCAACAACUUGCUAUUACGGCCCAGCUUCGUCAGCGACUUGCUGCGCCGCAUACAGCUGGCGGCCCUGGCGCGGCAAUUCCAGAAUAAAAUCUCACAAGGACGAGCUGAGCGCGUAUUGCUAAUGGACGAUAUAUGGUUGAUCACAACCCGUGUACACAACGCACUUAUCGCAGUCACAUCACGAGCCAUAUACAUAAUCGGAGCUGGAGAGCCCAGCGAAUUCGAUAUUAAAAGCAAGUUCAGCAUAAAUGCAGCAGUCAUAGAAGUCGAAAAGGGACUUCUACAUGUUAUACGCCACAGGAAGAAGGCAAUCGCAAUUACACUUCGGCAUACACCCCCCGCAGAGUUCCGAAGGUUCGUCACCGAAGGCGACCGCAGCACUAUGAGCACGACAGUAGCUCAACACUUGGGUGAGCCCCUGACGUAUUUAGGUGCGUGCAAACACGAGCAGCGCUUCUGUUUAGUGGCAGUGACGAACAAUCACCUGGCCAUCUUUGCGCUGCGGUACCAGUCAGUGCUAGAGACUGAUGAUCCAGAAAAGGUACUUGUCACCAGUGAAUCUGAGGAAAGUAACGAUACUGCAACUGAGCCCAUUAUGCAGUGCCUGUGCUAUGAAAUAUCCAAGGUUGCAUAUAGCAGUGACCUCGGGGUACAGAUUACACUGGAAAAAAGGACAGACGACAAUUGUUGGGAGCUAGUGUUCGUAUCUGAUAGCAGAAGGGAGGCUUUCAAGAAGGCACUGGCACAGUCGAUAGGACACCUGGAGUGGUUCAGACACUGGGAAAGUGGCGCCGACUAACCUACACGCAU
Messenger RNA from Babesia bovis T2Bo, 4014 nucleotides. RefSeq lists its product as uncharacterized. The transcript is spliced from 7 exons. The record is from RefSeq and is a predicted model, not a curated record. Lineage: Eukaryota; Apicomplexa; Aconoidasida; Piroplasmida; Babesiidae. The coding region runs from base 35 to 4003 and encodes 1322 amino acids.